AUGUCAGCCAAACAAUCUCCCGAAGAAGAUCAAUUAGAAUUAAUUGAGCUAGUAAUUGGAUCAAAUACUCUUGAUAAAUCACUUUUAAAUUUAGUUAUGAAUUUCACUACAACAGAAAAACAAACUUAUUGCUUACUUGAGUGUACUCGAGAUUCAAGAAAAUCCAUCAUCCAAAACAGAGAAACCAUAAGUUCCGAAAUUUGGCUUAAAAUUAGUAAAUUCGUGGAAAAUCAUGAUAAAAAAGAACUUGACUUCAAUACUCUUUCGUUAGAUCCUUCUCUUUUAAUUACAUUUGCUCCUAAAACUCCAAAAGAUCUUGAUAAUGAACCAAAAACAGAAGCUUUUUCGUCUUCUCCACUGAUACUUGAAGAUUCAGUAAAGAAUUUACAAUCAUCAUCAAAACAGAAAUUAUCAGAUAAAUCUCAAGAGACGGAAGAGACGCCUAAUGUAUCUGCUAUAUCCGCUAGUAAAAGUCCAGAAGAGACGCCUAAUGUAUCUAAUGUAUCUGCUGGUAAAAGUUCAGAGACAAAAAGAAAAUCUGAAAAACAAUUGAGCAAAAGUAACAAACGAACUAAGAAAUAUACAAAACAAUCUGAAAUUGAGGGGACUUCUAUAAUGACUUACCCAGUAAAAGAAAAUUCCCACACUACCCUGAUUUGGAAUUUUGCUAUUUCUCCUCAGAAUUAUUAUUCACAUCAAUCUCAACAAGAAAUAACAAUCCCAAAUAUUCAAGAAAUCCCAAUUAUUCAAGAAAUCUCAGAUAUUCAAGGAAUGUCAAAUAUUCAAGAAACAAUGUCAAAUUUUCCAGAUUUUCAAGAAGAUUUAUUUACUGCUCCGGGAUUUAAUAAUACUACCACCGAAGUUGAUAAUUCGGAAAAAACAAUAGACUCUAAUGAUCCUCACUCUCAUGGAUUUUAUGAGGAUGAUUGUAAUUAA
This is a messenger RNA of Diversispora eburnea, 936 nucleotides long. NCBI's taxonomy places the organism in Eukaryota, Fungi, Glomeromycota, Glomeromycetes, Diversisporales, Diversisporaceae. The record is from the annotation of a GenBank genome assembly.